Molecule: messenger RNA, 2025 nt
Organism: Anoplopoma fimbria (sablefish)
Lineage: Eukaryota; Metazoa; Chordata; Actinopteri; Perciformes; Anoplopomatidae
Gene: lgsn
Product: lengsin, lens protein with glutamine synthetase domain
Exons: 3
Coding region: 1-2025 (674 amino acids)
Biological process (GO): lens morphogenesis in camera-type eye
Cellular component (GO): membrane; cytoplasm
Molecular function (GO): glutamine synthetase activity
Source: RefSeq, a predicted model, not a curated record
AUGCAAAGCAACAGGAAGGGGGUGAAGGUGACGGGGAAGAAUGUACCUCGUGUGGACUGGGCCACCAGAAGAGGAGGUCCAUCCAUCGUCCACGCUCCACCCAACGCUACACCUUUACCUCCAGACCCCCCCACUGUGAUCUCCAUCGGGCCCCUGCCGAACAGGCCCCAAGAGCCGGUCGAUGAUCCCAGGGUGGACGACCCUUCCGACGGGGAGGAUUGGACCACGGAGGCGUCCUCCAGAACAGGCGUGUCCUAUGGUGAAUCUGGGGUCCCCCGGCAGACCAUGGAGGAGCUGAAGACCCUCCUGAGGGAAAGUCCUCUUCUCGGCAUCCGGGGAAGAGACGAUGGGAAGCCGGGGAGUCCUUAUACGUACCUGCAUGGAAGCAGCAGCAAUAACACCAGUGGAGGAAGUGGUGGUGGGAGGCCGGAUGCAAGACCAGACGACAUGAACCCCAACAGGACGUUCAGCACCUUCAAACCCCAGCCUGAGGCUUCCAGAAGGGGGCCCAGGUCCAGAGAUGGUUCCUCUAUUCAGCAGCCUUCCGGCGUGGAUUCAUCCAGCUCACUCAGGUCUGAUCACAACACAAAUAGGCAGCACCGAGUUUGGGACAACACAUAUGCAAGCGCUGGCUCCUGGGGAGAGACUGAAGCUCCUCAUACAGAUAACAGACACGAGACUGAGCAGAUCUUUGGGAACCAGAAGUUCAUUGCAGCCAUGGAGCAGAUCAAGCAGCAGAUCGCCAGAGAAAACAUCAGCUUUGUCCGCUUUGAGGCCACCGACCUCCACGGGGUGUCCAGGUCCAAGACAGUACCCGUCCGCUUCUUCCACGAGAAAGCGGUGUAUGGGAUACCGAUGCCCAGAAGCUACUUGGAGCUGACCCUGAGCCCUAAGAGCAACGAAGUGGACAACGCCAGUACGGCCAACUUCAGCAGUGACAUCCUUCUGAUCCCCGAUCUUUCGACCUUCAGGGUCUUACCCUGGGCCGAGCAGACCGCCCGGGUCAUCUGCGACCCCUGCACGGUGACGGGAAGCCCCCUCCGCACUUCCCCCCGCCUCAUCGCCAAGCAGCUCCUCGGCCAGCUCCAAAGCCUCGGGUUCUCCCUGCACUCGUCCUUCACCUACGAGUGCUGCGUCCUCGGAGCGCUGGACCGGAUCGGACCGAAGACCCUCCUGUUCCCGGCCACCACCCUGCUGGGCAACCACGACCUGCCGUUCUUCCAGCAGCUGUUGGACAACAUGUACUGCAUGGGCGCCGACGUAGACAGCAUCGCGUCCGCAAGCGGGCCCGGCCAGAUGGAGAUCAACCUGAGGCCGGAGUUUGGGAUUGCGGCCGCAGACAGCGCCUUCACCUUCCGCACCGGCAUCAAAGAGAUGGCGCGCAAACACAGCUACAUCGCCAGCUUCUACACCGACGACGGGCUCUACAACGCCGGGGUGCUCUCUCACUGCUUGUGGGACGCCAACGGGCGGCGGAGCCUCUUUCUCAACGGGGAGAAAGCUGGCGAGCUAUCGGAGAUCGGCAGGAAGUGGCUGUCCGGGCUGCUCACCCACUCCGCCGCUCUGAGCUGCCUGAUGUCGCCCGGCCUGAGCUGCCGGAGCCACAUCGCCAAGACCAUCAAAGACCCCAAGAGGAUGCUGUACGCCUCCUGCGGCUGCAACGACAACAGCAGCUCCUUCAACAUCAAGUCUCACGGCGGGAGGGAGACGCACAUCGACAACAAGCUGGGCUCGGCCAUGGCCAACCCGUACGUCGUGCUGGCCGCCACCGUGGCCGCGGGGCUGGACGGCAUCAGGCGCAACCUGAACUUCAACGGCGGUCUGGACAAAGCCCCCUGUCAGCAGAAGGACUUCCCCGUUCCAGUGAAGCUCGACGAAGCUCUGGAGGCUCUGGCGGAGGAUCACGUGAUCCGCAGCACCCUCGGAGAGCCGUUCAUCCAGUACUUCAUCGCCAUGAAGAAGUUUGAGAUCGAGACUCAAGAGCUGGACGACGAGAGGAACAAGUGUCUGGAGUAUUUCAUCUAG